This is a messenger RNA of Pomacea canaliculata, 2925 nucleotides long. RefSeq lists its product as uncharacterized. Gene Ontology annotation, biological process: intracellular signal transduction. The transcript is spliced from 3 exons. The coding region runs from base 477 to 1862 and encodes 461 amino acids. Gene Ontology annotation, molecular function: protein binding. The record is from RefSeq and is a predicted model, not a curated record. Lineage: Eukaryota; Metazoa; Mollusca; Gastropoda; Architaenioglossa; Ampullariidae.
ACCAAUAAUUUACAAAUUUACAACCCUUGUAUGGACUUUAUUCUCUCGAAGCUCUUCAGUUUUUUCAAAACGAGGCCUUGUAAGUCUCAUCAUCGCCAGAGAACUUCACCACAAACCUCACAGGGACUGGUGUGAGUUGUUCUUACAUAUGAUGACAGAUGUGAUAUGACGUGUUCCACCAUAAGGAACGUAGAUGAGCAAGAGGAAAAUUUAGCUUUGGGUUCAACAGCUCCGCUAAUAUCAUAUUUUGCGAACCCAGACAAUAAAUUUGACUCUCUGGUAACAGUGCAGUGGCUUUGUCCAUUAAAUAUGUGAUUCUACUUUUUUAAGUUAACACUCUUAAGACAAGAAGAUAUUGAAAACAUCUGUUGACUGUAGUAAAUACAAGAAAGAAAGUGUGAUAGACGUUAGCUGAGUGUAUCAAAGUUUAUUAACUAGAAGGUCCUGAAGAAUUCUUGGCGAUUCAUAUAGGAGCAAUGACAGAAAGCGUGGAUCUGGUGUCAGAACAUCUAGCUCCUCUGGUAAACCUGAACUUAAGGGACAACGAAGGUUUUACAUUGCUCAUGAGAGCUUCACAACAACCGUCACCGGAAGGUGAAUGUGUGAACUCUAACAGCGACACUGUAAGUGUUAUUAAACACUUACUGGACAGUGGGGUCAACCCUGAAGCCCGUUCUCCUGAUGGAAUGACUGCCUUUGAAAUGGCUGUCCAGUGUAACAACUGGCCUGCAAUACUAGCGCUUCUUCCUCGAUGUGAGGUGAAGAUCGGUGACAAUGUUUUAUUGGAGGGACAACUAUAUCUUCAUGAGCUGGCUAAACAAAAAGACAUUUGUGAUGAGAAGCUAAGGUCGUUCACGAAAACUUUACUUGCACAUGGCCUGAACAUGGACGAGCUUGACAGCCGUGGUCAUUCACCUUUCAUCAUUGCAGUCGGCAACGAAAACUGGAAUUAUGUUGUUGUACUGUUACAACAUGGCGCAAAAGUCGACAACCAAGCUCUUUUACGUUUUAUUGUUGCUAACCAUAAACUCAUUCCUCAUGCAUAUCUGACAGCUGUACUGGAUGCAAUGCAGGCUCGGGGAAUGGACUUCAACAGUCUGGACCGUGAAGGAAAUACAAUUCUGUUUACAAAGGAUGUGUAUUCGUCCAUCUCUUCUGGACAGGAUCCUUCUGGCUCAUUAUUUAAAAUACUGGUCGACAGAGGAGCAAACCCUUUAGUUCCUGAUCGUCAUGGAUAUUCACUGCUCCGAUUCGCUAUAGGUGUAGAUAAAGAUUAUGGAUUAUACUUACUUAAGUUUCUCGUGCGAACAGGAGUAACUACCCAUCAGCCAAUCUUGACAGACGCUACCAGAUCCAGGCCAAAAAGAAAAGACUAUUUUGAUAAAUCAGUCCACUAUAUGCCAUCUCCAACUGAAGCCGCAUUUAAAGUGGAAGAUGUCCAGGCCUUUAAGCUUCUGAUCGAAUCCGGUGCCAGUAACAACAGGGAAUUGUUUGAACUCAUAGCUCAGCUUGAAGAAAAUUGUUUUUACAAGACCAAAGUAAAGACAGAAAUGCUGAACAUUUUGAAACAGGCUGCCUCUCAGCCUCGGUCUCUCAAGUCUUGGUGUCGCCUGACUGUCUCUCACGCUCUUAUCUGUGGCACCAGAAGGGAAGAGAAGGUCACGUGUCUUCCCGUCCCUCAACGACUUCAGCAGUACAUCCUGUUUCAUGACAUACUGUCAGAAGAGCUUCAGACCCCAGAAGAAAUAUCUCACCAUAAGCAGUCUAGGAGGGAGAGAAGAGGGUUUUCCAAACCUACCAUAAUAUUUUGUUGUAGGCUCGGGUCACGGUCGCCACCGAACGCAAACACUGAAGGGGAGUAACUGGCGAGAUUUUCAGUGAUCACUUACGUUGUAUGUUUUUACAUUAAAAAACAUUAGAAUACAAUUCUUACCCUUUCAAUUUUUUUGAAAAAACAAUCAAGUUUACUUUGAAAUGUUUUGGUUCAAGAGGUUGUGGCACUUAUUUUCUCAAGUGAGCUUGAAAUUCAAGAUUUCAGAUUUCUGGCGUGUAGUCAACUUGCUGCCUUGUAAUUACUAAUAAUCAGACUGCAUUGAUCCUUCUGUAAAUAUUUAAAAAAGCAAUGGAACCAGUAAGAAAACGCGUGUGACAGGAAAUAUUUUACACUGUCAGGUGGCUUAAUUUUCUGUUAUAUUUAUUGCAGUACAUGCCGCAUGAUCAGGAAUAUGUUUAAGUGUUAUUUACAGGUUCUUGAAGAUGUCAAGAAAAAAAUGUGACCACAUCCUCUAUGCCAACUCUCAAAGUGCUGUGUCUUCUGUGUAAUAAUUGGACAUAAAAUGCCAGUCGUAACUAUCCAAAUUUUGUUUGUUUUCAUUUCGGAUUAAGUAGUAACUGUCAGUGUAGGAAAAUAGUGAGACAGCUGUACUGGUUGAGAAACGUUUCUGUCAUCCGUGUUUGUGCACCCACAUGUGCUCAAAAUAAAAAGAGAGAAAAAAAAUGGCACAAAUGGUCUGCACAUAACAUUCACUGGGCAGAUGCUAUAGUUGCACAAUGUACCUACAAAGUUAAUCUGAUGACUGCCUGCAGCUAAACAUUCGGUCUUGAUACAAUUUUACAAAUCACCUUAUUGUUUACUGGUUGCAUUAAUAACAUUGUUUGUAAAUUUUCAUGUUCGCUGUAAAUCCUAUCUUCUUGUUGUGACUAAUUACUAUUCUCUGCUGGUAAAAGAAACAUUUAAAAUUAUGAAUUACUGAAUGCUACACUAUUUGUUGUUAUGCUAUACUUUGUGGAAGGAUCAUAUGUAUACACACAGUAUGUACUACUGUAGAUGCACAGACAUAGACGUGAUAUUUUGUAUCUAAUUUUUAAAAAUUUCUUUUAGAAUUAAUAACAGUAACCAAAGAAAUAAAAGUACUUUAAGCUUCA